Erythranthe guttata (spotted monkey flower) is the source of this 856-nucleotide messenger RNA. The record is from RefSeq and is a predicted model, not a curated record. NCBI's taxonomy places the organism in Eukaryota, Viridiplantae, Streptophyta, Magnoliopsida, Lamiales, Phrymaceae.
CACACACACACACACACACACACAUGGAUUACUACUACAAUGGGUACAGCAACAACAACAACAGCAAAUUCUACUAUGUGAAGAAGCUAACACAAAUUAUAAUCUCACUCUCCCUAUUUUCUUUCUUAAUCUCUCAAUCUUCAUUGGCUAUGAUCCUUAUUAAUUACUAUAAUAAUUACUUUGUCCCAAUAAAAAUAUUCACCUACACAACCGAAAGAAACUGCAUUUUCCUUCUCUGCAAUGGGAUUCUUGUUCUCAUCAUCCAAACUUCCGGCCUCGUCACCAAGGUUACGCCUCUCGACCAAUCGGGCCCGAAGGGUACGACAACUAGAAUCGACGAUCGUCUUGAUCACGAGACGAUCGAAAUUCGGCUCGACGAGUUUCAAGAAAAUAAGGCGAAGAAUGUAGGAAUCAUCAAUGUUGUUGAAGAAAACGAGACGGAAAUAAUUAUUGGCAACAAAGAAGAUUAUGAGAGUUGUGGGAUUAAUAAUCAAGAAUCGGAGUUUGAAGAUGACGACGAUGAACACGAAGAAGAAGACGACGACGAUGACGAGGGCGUUGAUGAAUUGAAUAAGAAAUGUGAAGAUUUUAUCAAGAAAAUGAAACAAGAAAUACAGGGCACACCAAAAUGAUGAUCAAUAAGUUAUUUUGUUGUUUUUUACAACAGUAAUUCUAAGUUCUAACGUUGUCUUAUGUUGAUUUCUAGCAAUAGUUUCACCAUUAUAUUUUUAUUUCAACCUUUGUUGUUUUGUAUAUAUUUUUGGAGUUUUAGUAAUUAAUUAGUAAUUGUUUGUUGUAGAUUAUUGUUUCUUGGUCAUAAUUAAGCACUUCAUAAUAAUUAUUGAUUAUUGGGGGU